This is a messenger RNA of Nezara viridula (southern green stink bug), 3309 nucleotides long. NCBI's taxonomy places the organism in Eukaryota, Metazoa, Arthropoda, Insecta, Hemiptera, Pentatomidae. The record is from the annotation of a GenBank genome assembly.
GUUUAUGUUAGAUAUUUAAAUAAAUUAUAAUGCCAUGUGGUAUAUUAAUAAUUUUGGCGAUUAUAAAAACUUACAUAAACUUUAAAAAAUAUUUAGCAUUCCAUUCACCACAUGAAGGUGAACACCAUGACCUCGUAAAUCAACAAUAAUUUUUGUUGGUUGCAUUCGUUCGGAAAUGUUUUUCUCCUUUCUGAGAACCAGCUGCGUAGCUCCUUCCAUCUCUAGGUUCAGUAGCAUAACCUUUAGAUAGGGUUAUGAUAAAGUACACCAAUGGGUAAAUAUUCGGAAAGGGUUGAUGUUUUAAAUACAUAGAAUGUCUUUAAAUCAUCCUAUGAUUGUUGAAGUUUGGCCAGGAGACUGGGGAUUACCUUCUGUAGAUCUUGAAUGUUUGAAGAUUUUGGCACUUGUUAAAUUUUCUGGUAAAGAAUUUAAGAUCAAAGUAUGCAAAAAUCCAUACUGGACUCCUAAGAGUACACUACCAGUAGUGUCUCAUGGGAAACAUGUAUUUCAUGAUUAUGAUGAAGUAAUGUCAUAUUUAAGGAUAAAGAAUGUUAGUCCUGAUCAUGGGCUUUCAACAGUUGAGGAAGCUGACUGUUUAGCAUAUACAUACAUGGUAAAAGAAAAAUUGUUUCCAGCUUUACAGUAUAUAUGGUGGCUAGAUGAAAAAAAUUAUGCAGGGUUGACCAGACCUUGGUAUUGUAAAGUAAUUCCAUUCCCAUUCAAUUUUUAUUAUCCUCAGAGGUUUGUUAGUGAUGCUAAAAAGACUGUUGAAGCUGUAUGUGAAACAGAAACAAUUUCAGAAAUAGAAAAUAAGCUUUACAGUGAUGCUGAAAAGUGCUUAACUUCGCUUUCUGUAAAGUUGGGAGAAAAAGAUUUUAUGUUUGGAUCUCAUCCAACAUCUCUAGAUGCAGUUGUUUUCGCAUAUCUGGCUCCAUUGUUGAAAGCACCAUUUAAAAAUCCCAUACUUCAAAAUCAUCUGAAGUCAUGUACGAAUUUGCAAAAGCUUGUUUCAAGAAUAUGCCAAAGAUAUUUUCCACUGGAUUACCAAGCAUUUGAGCAUAAAAGGAAGAACGAAGGUAUCAAGUCAAAUUUAUCAUCUGAUGUUGAUUCUGAUUAUCCUCAUAAGACAAGAAACACAAUUGUUGCAGCAUUGAUAGCGACAUUCGCAAUGACAGGGUAUGCCUUCAUGGUUGGAUUAGUACAGAGUUUCCCGCCUUGGCCUUUAGCAAUACUUGGUGAACCUAUUCCUACUGUCCAUCUAAAGUUACUUUGGGACUGGUCAAGAAUGAGAAAUCCUCAUAAAAGAGAAUGAAUAAAUAGCAGCUGAAUGAAUUUUGAGUAUAAUUCGUAAUAAAUUUGUUUUGAAUUUUGGUAUCUUUUUCUUUUCCAUUAGUGUAUGGAAUUUGUCAUGUGAAUACUUUCUGAUCUGACUAUAUCAAACAUUUAGUUCAUUUUUUAAAUUUGAUUUAAUUUUAAUUUUUUUCAAUCUAACAGAAUUGAGAAUACAGAUUAAUAAACAUCUAAAAUAAAAUAUUUCGUUAAGUCUAACCAUAUCAUGCUAUCCAGAAGGCCUAUAUGAAAUAUAUUGCAUACAAGUUUUAUUACAUCUACAUAGCAUAAGAUCAUAUCCAUAUGAAUUGUUUUAACAUGCAAUUGGAUUCAUUGUAAUUUAUUUAUUCAUUCUGAAGAAUAAAGGCUCAAUAUAGUUAUAACUAAGAUACCAAAAACUUCAGCUGAGAACCUGCCCCAUUCAGCUCUAUUUUGUGUUCUCCAGAUGAUGACACCAAAAAGUAUUCUUGCAUCAACUACCACUUCAUCCACCUAAAUGCUUUUUUAUAAAUCUGUCGAAACUCUUUUUUUUAUUUAGUUAUCAAAGCAACGCAAGGCUUACGCUAGCAUUCUAAAGUGUCAUUUCAAGAAUGCCUUAAAGAAUAUGAAAGUUGUAAAGAUUUUUGCCCCUAUCUUACAAAUUAUUUUAUUUUACUAGCAAUUAUUUCAUUGUAUGUCUUCUAAAAAUAGUGUAAAUUAAAAAAGGUUUAGGAAGGAUUUUGUAAAUCAUUGCCUUUGUCUGGUACAAUCCCUUUGACCGAUGCUAGAAUCUAAACCCAAUUCAUUUUUAUAAAGCAUACUCAUUCUCUUCAAUAGAAAAUGUUCUGUAAGUUCUUAGAACAACUAGUGCCUCUUAGGUCGAAUUGUCUUCAACUGCUUAGGGUAAGAAGUACAAAAAUGUUCCAGCAUUUUACCGUUUGGUUAUCUGAGAUCCAGAGUAAUUAAAUUCACAACUUUAGAGGUUUACCUGCUCUAUUCUAUCUCUACUUGACUUAUACUUUGUCUUAAUCUCAUAAAACAAGCCCAUACUUAGUAUGCUGCACUCUGUAGUCCUAGCAGUAUACUUUCCUAAGCUGAAUUCAUUCAUGUUAUUAUAUCCAAAUCUUAAGGAUAACCUUGUUACUGAUGAGUUGUCAUGUUGAAGAUAUAUCUGGAUUAUGAUUUUUUUCCCCCUGAGAAUGAGAAAGGGUUCAUUACUUUUUAACAUAUAGGAGUUGUAAAAUCAUGCUUAUAUCCUAUUUUAAAUCCUCCAUUGCAUUGUAUAGAUUUGGAUGGCUCAGAUUGUCAAAGGCAGUCAUAAAUCUUCAAAUAGAAGUGUUUGUCUACUCUAAAGUGGUAUUUUAGGAUUAUAUUUUUAUCAAAUAUUUGAUGUAUUCCACAUGGUUAAUUAUAAAUUUUUAUUCAUUCAAAAUUAUGACUUAAUGAAUGCAGAGCAAAACAGUCUGGGAGCCAGUUAGGAGUUACAAUUUAAUUUUUUAAAAUUGUCUUUGGAUUUGUUAUACAUAAAAUUAUUUUGCAGUUAGGAAUUGUGAAUUAUAAAUUUCAUUUAUGUUUCACCUACGGAAAAUUUUGUUGAAACUAUUAAGUUUGUGUUUUGUACAAUGUUAUUAAAAGUUUCAUACAUGUAAUUGAUAUAAUUCAACAUGUUAAAAAUAUGUUGAUUAUAUUAUUUCUAUUGUGACGUUGAUCAAGUUUUGCUUAUUUCAAAGAGCAAUUGUAUGCUUGGCUAUGUGAGCAUUUAACUCUGCUGUGCUGUUGACGUUUUAUUGUCCUUGCAUUUGACACUUUUAUCUGUGUGCUUUUUUCAGAAAAUAUAUUUUUUAUAUUAUCGGACCUUAGCAGUUCUAGUAUAGAGAUGUUUUCAUCUCUAUCUAUAUUAUCCUUAUAUUAACAAAAGGAUCCCCAGAUGACUUUUUUAAAAUUGUCAUUAUUUUAAUUUUUUUUUUUUUAAUGUGUAGCCUCCUAUGAUUGAAAGAAAUU